Messenger RNA from Pygocentrus nattereri (red-bellied piranha), 2464 nucleotides. It is a transcript of the gene hal, whose product is annotated as histidine ammonia-lyase. Bases 54 to 2018 code for a protein of 654 amino acids. The record is from RefSeq and is a predicted model, not a curated record. Gene Ontology annotation, biological process: L-histidine catabolic process. Lineage: Eukaryota; Metazoa; Chordata; Actinopteri; Characiformes; Serrasalmidae. The transcript has 20 exons. Gene Ontology annotation, molecular function: histidine ammonia-lyase activity. Gene Ontology annotation, cellular component: cytoplasm.
UUUCUGCAGUCCAAACCGUGCGAACAUCCGAUUGUACUGGCCAAAGCUGUACCAUGCCACGUUUUACUGUGCAUGUAAGGGAUGAGUGGCUGACCGUCCCCUGUAAGGACGCGUCCUACUCCAUAAACUGGUUAGGAGUGGAGGCUCUCAAACGGUAUGCCAAGAACAAGCCUGAUAAUGGAGGAAUCCCAAAUAUCAAAGACGUGCGCUUUGUGGCCAGGAGGUGUCAGGGACAGGGACUGUUGGACGGUGAUGAUACAAUAGAGGAUGUCUUGGAGGACAAUGACUUUGUGGAGCUCGAGAUUGAAGGAGACACCAUGUCUUCUGACUUCAUUCCCAGCCAACCUGGAAUGUCAUAUUUAAUAAGACCCUACAGAGAGCCAGACGAGUACAUUUUUUUAGAUGGCAAUAGUCUGUGUUCCACUGACCUAGUCAACCUAGGACGAGGCCGCUACAAGAUUAAGCUGACUCCCGAGGCUGAGAAAAAGGUUGAGCAGUCAAGAGAACUUCUGGACACCAUAGUGAAAGAAAAGAAAGUUGUGUAUGGGAUCACCACAGGAUUUGGGAAGUUUGCACGGACAGUCAUUCCUAUCAGCAAACUCAAGGAGCUGCAGGAGAACCUUAUUCGCUCACACUCAGCAGGUUUGGGCAGUCCUCUGAGCCCUGAGCGGACACGCAUGCUGCUGGCCCUCAGGAUCAAUGUCCUGGCUAAAGGAUAUAGUGGCAUCUCUCUGGAAACUCUCCACACCAUGAUACAGGCCUUCAAUGCGUCCUGUUUGUCGUUCGUUCCUGAGAAAGGCACGGUGGGUGCCAGCGGAGACCUUGCUCCUCUUUCUCACCUCGCACUGGGGCUGAUGGGAGAAGGGAAGAUGUGGUCACCUAAGAGUGGGUGGGCUGACGCCAAAUACGUUUUGGAAGCUCAUGGACUGAGGCCCAUAUCACUGAAGCCAAAGGAGGGUCUGGCUCUGAUUAAUGGGACACAGAUGAUCACCUCGCUGGGUGCAGAGGCCGUGGAGAGAGCAGAGUCUGUGGCCAGACAGGCCGACAUCAUUGCUGCACUCACGCUGGAGGUCCUGAAGGGGACCACGAAAGCGUUCGACAGUGACAUUCAUGAGCUGCGUCCACACCUGGGGCAGAAGGAGGUGGCCUUGCGUUUCCGUUCUCUUUUGGACUCUGAUCACCACCCCUCAGAGAUUGCAGAAAGCCACAGGUUUUGUGACCGAGUCCAGGAUGCAUACACCAUGCGCUGCUGUCCCCAGGUCCAUGGCAUCGUUAAUGAUACAAUUGCUUUUGUGAGAAAUAUCAUCAACACAGAAAUUAACAGUGCUACAGACAACCCUAUGGUCUUUGCAGAGAGAGGAGAGACCAUUUCUGGAGGCAACUUUCAUGGAGAAUAUCCUGCAAAGGCUCUAGAUUAUUUGGCUAUAGGAGUACAUGAGCUGGCAUCUAUCAGUGAGAGACGUAUUGAACGUCUUUGUAAUCCAUCUCUCAGUGAGCUACCUGCCUUCCUGGUCAACGAAGGAGGACUGAACUCCGGCUUUAUGAUCGCACACUGCACUGCUGCAGCCCUCGUUUCUGAAAACAAGGUGCUGUGCCACCCCUCCUCAGUGGACUCUCUGUCCACCAGCGCAGCUACAGAAGACCAUGUGUCCAUGGGUGGCUGGGCUGCCAGGAAGGCCCUGAGAGUGAUUGAACAUGUGGAGCAAGUACUGGCUAUUGAACUUCUGGCAGCUUGUCAGGGUAUAGAGUUUCUCCGCCCACUCCGAACCACAACGCCAUUGGAGAAGGUUUAUGACCUUGUACGCUCUGUGGUCAAGCCCUGGAUAAAAGACAGGUUUAUGUCUGCUGAUAUUGAAGCCGUUCACCGGCUUCUUGUAGACCAGAAAGUUUGGAACGUUGCUAAGCCAUACAUUGAGAAGUACUGCACUGAGCUCUUGCCUGAAUCGCGUCCGACUUCUCCCACCGCCUUCUCCCUGGAGCCCCCACCUUCACCACGAAAACGAGUCCGACUUGAGUGACCAAGAACCCACUGAGUUACACAAAAUACUUGCUAUAAGCUUUUUCAUGUGCUCAGUGCUGAUUAAUGUCUUUCUUAUUACACAAAAGAUUAGAAACAUGUUGUGGCAAAUGUGCAAAAAACAUUUGAUAUGCUGUAAUCCAUUGUAGUGUGUGAUCUGAAGUGUCAAUGAACAUUAAAACACAUCCGGUCUUCAUUCAUCAGGUUUAUAUCUAUGAAACCAUUUUAAUGUCAGUCCUCACUUCUCCUCUGUUAGCUCAGGAAACAUUUUAAACUGGGGUUAAAAAGGAAAUCUUUUGGUGUCUCAAGUGUUGUGCAAGAGACUCAGGCAUCCGUGAAAAUGAUACAGUCGUGAGCAAAAGUUUGUGCACACAUGAUCAAAUGUUUCACAUGUUUUGUUGAUUUUAAAAGUGAACACAUUUAAUUUUAUUGUACAAUUGCUAUUUA